AAAGCAGCAGGUCGCUGAAAGCAGUCCAACUGUCAGUGACUGCUGUAAACACUUGGUCUCAGUGCUCGCUCUGAAAGAGAAGAGGAGCAGAAGAGGAGGAGGAGGAGAAGUGAAGCUGGAAGGAGACGGCAAACUUGGACAAACUUGUGAUGACCUGAAGCUGACUGGUUGGAGAGGGUUCUAACUUCUUUAAGUUGAUUUUCUCCUGUACCAAGCUUCCCUUUGCCUCAGUGAUGAGAAGGGGCCGUUUCCUCCUGGCUGCAGUCCUCACAGCCAUCUUCUCAGCUGACUUCUACUUCAUCCUGCUGCCCAAGCUGCACAGGAGACAAACAGAGGGGCUCGUCUGCUCCUGUGAGCCCACCGACGGGAACCUCAGCCUCCCCGUGCUGGGAGGACUGGCCACGCCACGGCUCUCCAACUGGACCCUUCCAAGUGUCAUCCCGUCACCCGAGAGCGCUGAUGGAGGCUCAAAGCUGGAGAGGCUGUUCGCUCAUCCUCUGUACAACAUCCAGACUCCAGAUCUGAGGGCGGAGGAGAAGCUGCUGCAGGUGGAGCAGCUGAUGGAGUACUACAAGAAGAAGGUGUCACACUGGGAGAGACAUAAGAACCUUUACAACGAGGCAGCAGCGUUGGCUAACAUCUCUCUGACGGUGCAAGACAUGAAGUUUGACCCUGAUGCCAGCUGGCUCAAGUUCCACUCUGGAAUAAACCGCUACGCCCUGUACCCCCGGGACGAGCCGGCCCUCCGCCAGCUUCUCCAGGACAUGCAGGACAUGCCCAUUGUGGACGCAGAUUACACUCAGGAUGAGAAAGCCCUGAAAGGAGCGUGUGACUGCGCUCAAGUGGUGAAACCCAGCGGGCAUCACCUGAAGCUGGCUUUGAAGCUGCGCAACUUUGGCAAAGCCAUGUUCAAACCAAUGAGGCAGCAGAGAGAAGAAGAGACUCCAGAGGACGUCUUCUACUUUGUGGACUUCCAGAGACACAAUGCAGAGAUUGCAGCGUUUCACCUGGACAGGAUCCUGGACUUUCGAAGGGUCCCUCCAGUAGCCGGCAGGCGAGUGAACGUCACAGGAGAAGUUCUCCAAGUGGCCCACAAUGAAGACCUACGGGCCGUGUUCUUCACCUCACCAGCAAACAACACGUGUUUCUUCGCCAAGUGCCUUUAUGUGUGUAAGACAGAAUACGCCGUGUGUGGGGGUCCAGAUCUGCUGGAGGGCUCAUUGUCUGCCUAUCUGCCGGGCCUCAGCAUCGCUCCUCGCAUCUCCAUCCCCAACCCCUGGACGCGCUCCUACACCUUCACCAGACACCAAGAGUGGGAGGUGAAUCCUUUCUACUGUGACACAGUAAAGAAAACACAUCCCUACAGAUCUGGCAACAGGCUACUCAACAUCAUGGACAUGUCCAUCUUUGACUUUCUAAUAGGUAACAUGGACCGACACCAUUAUGAGACUUUUACCAAAUUUGGAGAUGAAGGGUUUCUUCUCCACUUGGACAAUGCCAGAGGGUUUGGGAAGCACUCUCAUGACGAGAUGUCCAUCUUGGCUCCACUCUCUCAGUGCUGCAUGAUCAAGUAUUCCACCCUCCUGAGACUGCAGCUCCUGGCCCGGUCAGAGUUCAGGCUCAGUGAUGUCAUGAGGGAAUCCCUCUUGACUGACCCUCUGCAGCCAGUCCUGACCGAGCCCCACCUCUUAGCGCUGGACCGCAGGUUACAGAAGGUCCUCCGAAUGGUCCAGCGCUGCGUCUGGAGGCUGGGCAAAGAUGUGGUGAUCACCAAAGACUUUAUUAAACCCACGGUGAAACCUCAGAUGACCACAGAUAUGGACAUGUCCAGGUAACAGAAGACAAUCACUGCUCAGGCCCCAAAUCACCAGCUGAGUCCAAGGAGAGAGCUGCCAUGCACUGGAUUAAUCCGAUUUAUUCUGGUAUACAUGGUGACUGUGGAGAGAUAUUUAAAAAAAUUGAAAAUAAAGUUAUUUUAUGAGA
Molecule: messenger RNA, 1983 nt
Organism: Nematolebias whitei (Rio pearlfish)
Lineage: Eukaryota; Metazoa; Chordata; Actinopteri; Cyprinodontiformes; Rivulidae
Gene: fam20a
Product: FAM20A golgi associated secretory pathway pseudokinase
Exons: 11
Coding region: 234-1835 (533 amino acids)
Cellular component (GO): Golgi apparatus
Molecular function (GO): protein serine/threonine kinase activator activity
Source: RefSeq, a predicted model, not a curated record